AUGAAGUUUGGAAACGUCGUUGUAGUGCCGCCGCUCCUGGCCGCCAUGUCGUUCGGCGACGACCCGAUCAACGAGGGCGACACGGCGGGGCUGCAGUGCAUGGUGGUGAAGGGCGACCAGCCCGUGGCGCUGGCGUGGUUCAUCGACGGCCGGCCCUACCGCCAAGAGCAGGCCGAGCGCGGCGUCCUGGUGGACAAGCGGGGCGCCAAGAUGAGCUACCUGACCAUCGACGCGACCCGCGCGGAGCACACCGGCGAGUACCGGUGUGAGGCGACCAACGCGGCGGGUCGCGACUCACAGACAGCCGUCCUCAACGUGAUAGGUGCGCCCCUGUUGGGCUGGCACGACUUGUUAGUUUGCGAUGUUUUGUUUUGUUCUUUUAUUUUCGCCCGCUCUCCAGUAGACAGUUUGCUCUCCCCGUCCCCUACCGUUCCCCCCCUGACCUUGCACCCCAUCGACUCAAAACGGGUCCUUCCACCUAUGUCAGUGGCGCCGGCCGUGGCCGCGCUGUCGUUCGGCGACGACCCAGUGAACGCGGGCGAGGCGGCGGCGGUGCAGUGCUCCGUGCCCAAGGGCGACAUGCCCAUGGAGAUUCGCUGGAGCAAGGAUGGCGUGGACCUGCAGUCCGGUGACGGCGUCCAGAUCGGCAAGCUCGGCCAGCGCAUCAGUACGCUGAGCAUAGACCCCGUCGGCGAGAGGCACAGCGGAAAGUACACGUGCAGGGCCAGCAACAAGGCCGGGUCCGAGAGUCAGUCGGCGCAGCUGGACGUGCUGGGUACUGUUCCGUGA
This is a messenger RNA of Frankliniella occidentalis (western flower thrips), 789 nucleotides long. Its product is annotated as cell adhesion molecule DSCAML1-like. The transcript has a single exon. Gene Ontology annotation, molecular function: cell-cell adhesion mediator activity. Gene Ontology annotation, cellular component: axon; plasma membrane. Bases 1 to 789 code for a protein of 262 amino acids. Lineage: Eukaryota; Metazoa; Arthropoda; Insecta; Thysanoptera; Thripidae. Gene Ontology annotation, biological process: homophilic cell-cell adhesion; axon guidance; dendrite self-avoidance. The record is from RefSeq and is a predicted model, not a curated record.